Messenger RNA from Vicia faba (fava bean), 255 nucleotides. The record is from the annotation of a GenBank genome assembly. Lineage: Eukaryota; Viridiplantae; Streptophyta; Magnoliopsida; Fabales; Fabaceae.
AUGUUCUCUCAAAAAUCCGGUGCAGUUGGAAGUUCAUCAUGUUGGACUGUCACUGAUGUUGAAGACGUUAUGAGAUCGCUCGCCCGAGUCAGAACGUCAUAUGAUGUACCAAACUUUGAUGUCGAUAGUAGCAACGAAGAUCCAGCACCAGAUGGUGGAAGUGAUUUCGACUUUAAAUUAGAUGAGGAUCUCAAGUGGAAAAAGAAUUGUUUGAUGAAUACAACGGAGACAUAUACUAUGGAAAAAUUCGCAUAG